AUGAAAAGCAGGAGCAGAUCUGGCCGUGCCACCAGUGUUUUAAGAGUUUUAGCCAGAUGUCAGAGUCUGUUCUUCACAUGCAGAGCUCCUUCUGUCUCCUGCAGCUCUCUGACUGCACACAGACAGCAGCAGCCUGUCAGAUCCUAUGCUUCCGCCGCCGCCAAGCAGAAAGAGAAGAAAGACGAGACUGUUCAAGAGAAAGCGGUGGAAGAGAGAAAAAGGGUUGAUGACAAAAACAGACAUAAACCCUAUGGACUCACAGCCUGGGCUCCAGUAGAUGAUGUGUACAUGGUGAGGCACUAUCCCAAACCUGUUUAUGAGACAUCCGUGGCCGUUGAAAUGCUGAAGAACUUCCAGAAGCUGGAUUUCGGUCCUGAAAACCAGCCUGUGUACAUUAACCUACGUCUAGACAUGAAGCUGGAGAAAAAGGUACAUUUUGGGUGGUUCUUUUUUAAGCCUAAUUUGAAUAACUUUUGCUUGAAAUAUUAA
Molecule: messenger RNA, 489 nt
Organism: Sinocyclocheilus grahami
Lineage: Eukaryota; Metazoa; Chordata; Actinopteri; Cypriniformes; Cyprinidae
Product: 39S ribosomal protein L1, mitochondrial-like
Exons: 4
Coding region: 1-489 (162 amino acids)
Source: RefSeq, a predicted model, not a curated record